Molecule: messenger RNA, 507 nt
Organism: Tarenaya hassleriana
Lineage: Eukaryota; Viridiplantae; Streptophyta; Magnoliopsida; Brassicales; Cleomaceae
Exons: 1
Coding region: 1-507 (168 amino acids)
Source: RefSeq, a predicted model, not a curated record
AUGGUAUGGAGUUUUUUCAAGGAUGCGAGCUCACUUUGGGUAGCUUGGCUAAGGAAGAACGUGUUGAGAGAUGGCUCUUAUUGGAGUACUAUGCCGACGGCUAGACACUCUUGGAAUAUCAAGAAACUGAUCAGAAUGAAGGACUUAGCAAAGAGGUUUAUUAGAUGCAGGAUCGGAAAUGGAGGUACUGCUCUCUUCUGGCAUGAUAAUUGGACUGCUCUAGGUCCUCUUCUUGAUUACAUUGGGAGGGACGGACCUAGACUCCUCAGGAUUCCGAUAAACAGUACGGUUAGUGCAGCUACAGCGGGGGGACAUUGGUCACUACCUGGCGCUAGAUCCAGCAGGAUUCAAGAGCUCCAUGUACAGCUCCUAAUUCAAGACGUUCCUGAACCAACUCGUGGCGAAGACAGAUUCGAGUGGAAGAUAGCUGAGAAUGUAUACAAGGAUGAAUUUUCGACAACAAGUACCUGGAGAUUACUGAGGCAAGCUUCUCCAAAGGUGGAAUGA